GCAUCUUCUUCAUAGUUUUCUUCUUCAAAAGUAUGGCUAUCUAGAUUUAAACAUAUAUAUAUAUGCGUUGUGCUGUAGAAAGCAGAUUUGGUCUUUGGUCCAGAGGUAAUGACAGUGAAAUUGGUCUGUGUAGUCUACUUUUUGUCUCUCUCUCACUUUCUCUCUCUACAUCCUGUUUAACAACAACUCUUUCUCUCUCUACCCUGUUAACAACUCUUUCUCUCUCUUAUUUUCCCUCUUUCUCUCUCAACAUUGCUAUUCCAUGGCUUCCUGCAGCAAAAUGCAUCUGAGCUACCACUCCAAACCCACAUGAAAAAAAAACUCAAUUAUUUUUCACAGAUUCGAUUUCUUUGAGAAAAAAUGAAGGAUUUUCCGUCUUGCUUCGGCGAAAAUGGUGUCCAAGUUGCAGAUUUCUCAUCUUCAAACACCAGUGGCAGUAGUGGUAAUUAUAACAGCAGGGCGGCACCACCUCCGCAAAAUGCGGUAGCCUCAAUUUAUCAGUGCAAAUUCCACACCAAGCCCUGCUGGAUUACAGUCACGUGGAUCAAGAAUUUGAUGGGCCAAACCCUAACCGUCGGAAUCGACGACGACGACGGCAACAACACGAAUCAAUCGCUCUGCAAAAUGGACAUCAAACCGUGGUUAUUCUCUAAAAAAAAGGGGUCGAAAGUUCUCGAGGCGGAUUCGUUUAGAAUCGACGUUUAUUGGGAUCUUUCCUCCGCUAAAUUCGGAUCCGGGCCCGAACCGAUUGAGGGUUUCUACGUGGGGAUCGUAUUCGAGAAGGAAAUGGUUCUUGUUUUGGGUGAUUUGAGGAAAGAAGCACUAAAGAGAACAAAUUGCACCCCAUCUUUAUCAAGAAGUGUUGUUUUAGUGUCGAAAAGAGAGCAUAUUUUUGGGAAGAAGGUUUUCACCACUAAGGCGAAGUUUUCCGAUUUUACCCCUGCCCACGAUCUUGCGAUCGAGUGUGAUAAUUCGAUGGACGAGCCUUUUCUUGCGAUUCGAUUGGAUAGUAAGUUGGUUGUGCACGUGAAGAGGCUGAGGUGGAAGUUCAGAGGGAAUGACACUAUUAGGGUUGACGGUGUUGACGUGGAGGUUUUUUGGGAUGUGCAUAAUUGGUUGUUCGGUACGACCUCGUUCGGGAACGGGGUUUUCAUGUUCAAGACUCGGGAUUCUUGUUCGGGCGAGAAAUAUUCUUCCCGUCUUGAUGACGUGGCGGUGCAGUGUUCUUGGUCGCAAAGAUUGCGAGAUUCGAGAUCGGAGAGCGUCGGUUUUUCAUUGGUUUUGUAUGCGUGGAAGAACGAAUAGGGGAGAGGAGUUAGGAAUUUGAUAUCGAAUUUGAGUGGUAAUAGAUAUUGAGCGAGCUUUUAAUUGUUUACGACAUUGGAUUAAUGAUUAUAUACUUGGUACAGAUUGUCAUUUUUUUUCUUCCUAUUUUAGUAAGAAAUCGAGAAAUCGGAGAGAACUUCAAUCAAAUUCCUUCUUCUUUUGUUGUAAAUCUCUCUCUUUUUUUUCUUGAUGAUUUUUAUUCAAUUGAUUUCUAUGGAAACUUAACAUGUUAAUUGAGAUUAGUUCUUUCGAUG
Messenger RNA from Erythranthe guttata (spotted monkey flower), 1580 nucleotides. The record is from RefSeq and is a predicted model, not a curated record. NCBI's taxonomy places the organism in Eukaryota, Viridiplantae, Streptophyta, Magnoliopsida, Lamiales, Phrymaceae.